Polyodon spathula (Mississippi paddlefish) is the source of this 4932-nucleotide messenger RNA. It is a transcript of the gene ttll5, whose product is annotated as tubulin tyrosine ligase-like family, member 5. NCBI's taxonomy places the organism in Eukaryota, Metazoa, Chordata, Actinopteri, Acipenseriformes, Polyodontidae. The transcript is spliced from 33 exons. Gene Ontology annotation, cellular component: cilium. Gene Ontology annotation, molecular function: tubulin-glutamic acid ligase activity; tubulin binding. Gene Ontology annotation, biological process: protein polyglutamylation; microtubule cytoskeleton organization. The coding region runs from base 257 to 4090 and encodes 1277 amino acids. The record is from RefSeq and is a predicted model, not a curated record.
CGCAUGCUCUGUUUGUUGGUAGCACGUUGGUUGUUGUAGUUACACAAAACCGACCAGGGGAUUAAGUUAUUAGACGAUAUAAAUUAGGCGGAGACUAGUUUAUUUAAAGAGCAAACAAUGACGUGCGACAGUGUAAAACAAUAACUUGUUAAAGUGACCUGACCUGACCUGGUUAGAGAUGUCUGCACUCACAAUGUGGAAAAGCUGACAUAAAGCAGAUUGCAUCUCCAGACAGUGCGCUUGUUAAUUGUAGAAAAUGCCAGCAGUGAGACGUGAUAAAGAUAAUUCAGGGUCUUCCUCUGAGGAAGAGGACCCAGAGGGUCACCCUUGUAUAGCGUGGAGUGGAAUCAGCAGGAGAAUCCCAGUGUUGCUUUUCCAAGCGGAAGCAAUUGUAACUAAAGACGUCAGUGUCCGGUCCAUCGGAGAGCGGUAUCAUUUGGCCUACAAGAUUGUCCGAACUGAGAGCCGUUUGGUUCGCAGUAUUUUAACAGUUCAUGGGUUUCAUGAGGUGCAUCCAAAUAGUAAUGAUUUCAAUCUGAUGUGGACUGGAUCUCAUCUCAAGCCCUACCUUCUACGCAACCUUCAAGAGUUUCAGAAAGUCAACCAUUUUCCCAGGUCGUAUGAGCUGACAAGGAAAGACAGACUUUUUAAAAACGUCCAGCGAAUGCAGCAAUUAAAUGGAUUUAAAAACUUCCACAUUGUCCCACAAACCUUUGUGCUUCCCGUUGAGUAUCAGGAGUUCUGUAGUGCAUACUCAAAAGAUAAGGGACCAUGGAUUAUAAAGCCUGUGGCUUCUUCCAGAGGACGUGGGAUUUACCUUGUCAGCAACCCAAACCAGAUUCCCUUGGAUGAGAAUAUUCUUGUAUCGCGGUAUAUCAGCAACCCUUUAUUAAUUGAUGAUUUUAAGUUUGAUGUGCGGUUGUAUGUGCUGGUAACCUCUUAUGACCCUCUCACCAUUUACCUCUAUGAAGAAGGACUGACACGGUUUGCUACGGUAAAAUAUGAUCGAGCUACAAAGAACAUUAAGAACCAGUUUAUGCAUCUGACUAACUACAGUGUCAACAAAAAGAGCAGUGACUAUGUCAGUUGCGAUGAUCCGGAAGUGGAGGACUAUGGGAACAAAUGGAGCAUGAGUGCUAUGCUGAGGUACCUGAAGCAAGAAGGGAAGGACACAACAUCGCUAAUGGCCAAGGUGGAAGAUCUCGUGAUCAAAACAGUGAUUGGUGCUGAACUUCAGAUUGCUACGUCCUGUAAAAUGUUCAUGCCUCACAAGGGGAACUGCUUUGAAUUAUAUGGGUUUGAUGUCCUUAUUGACUCCAAUCUCAAACCUUGGCUGUUGGAGGUGAACCUCUCCCCAUCCUUGGCUUGUGAUGCUCCCCUAGAUCUGAAGAUAAAAGCCAGUGUGAUUUCAGACAUGUUUACUUUAGUGGGCUUUGUUUGUCAAGACCCAUUGCAAAGACAGAGCAGACAAGGAAGAAUUCACUUUGAUCCGAGUUCAAGAUAUCAAGCCUUGAAAGCCCAGCGUCAGCGUCCUAUGUCGGCCAGUGAUGCAGAUAACAGUGAGCCGAAGGAGAAACUGACUGGAAAACAAGGGGGGAGCACUCUUGGACUGACUACAGAGGAGCUCAAGGUUCUACAACGUGUAAAGGAGGAACAUGAGAGGCGAGGGGGAUUUAUCCGAAUAUUCCCAACAGCAGAAACCUGGGAGCUCUAUGGAGGUUAUCUGGAGCAUAAAACAUCGAUGAACUACAUGUUGGCCACAAGACUGUUUCCAGAAAAAUCUGCAAGACCAGCAGCAUCAACAAAGACACGGAAUGCUUUGAAUGGACAAGCUGCGCUGGGAAUGAGUUUGUUUCAUGUGGAAACUGAACAGCAUGUGGUACAGUAUGAACGGAAACUCAUGUCACUGGAGGCACGUAAGAGGAGAAGACAUCGCAUUGCAUUCAGGUCAAGACUUGGAAAAAAAUCAGGAAGUACUAAAGGGACCAGAGUCCCUAAACAGGGGAGUACUGAGAGUGAGGAAGAGGAAGGCUCUGAAGAGGAGGAGGAUGAAGAGGAGGAGGAGGAGGAGGUGGUGGUAGAGGUGGAAACAGAGGGUACUAAGCAACAACUCAAAGACCAUAAAGAAAAACUAGCAGAACCACCUGCAUCUAAUGACUUGGCUUUCAAGGAGACCACUCCAAUAAACACUGAGCAAAAAACCAAAGGCAAGACAUCGAAACAUGAACAUCCAAACAAGACAAAAGUGAACCUCCUUCAGAUUCUUCAGCAAGGGCAGAACCUCAGUAAGGUGCAAGCUCGUAUGGCAUUUUCGUCAUACCUCUACCGAGUUCAGAAACGACUUCUUACAGAAUGUAGUGCGCAGGGUGACAGUUCAGCCAUGGCAGAAAGAGAAGAUGAACAAAUGGAGUUGGUAAUUCGUUUCCUUAAGCGAGCAGCCAGUAAUCUCCAGCAGGCUCUGCAAAUGGUCUUGCCAAGCCGACAGCUCCCCCUCUCUGAUAGACGACGCAUCCUCUCUCACCAGCUUGGAGAGUUUAUCCACUGCUACAACAAGGAAACAGAGCAGAUGGUGAAGAAAAUAGAAAAACUAAAGGAGAAUGAACAAUGUGUGAACCCUGACCUAUUCCAGGACUUUGUCACUGAAGCCAGUGAGAGUGAUCUAGAAGAAGUUUUAACCUACUACACACACAAAAACAAAUCUGCUAGUGUUUUCUUGGGGACGGGAUGCAAAAGUGCCAAACCUGGCACCAGUGAAGGCUCUGGAGAGCAAGCUAAUAAUCAGAGCCAGAAGGCUGUAACAGUGUCAAAGGAAGAGGAAUCAAGUGCCUCAGAAUCUUCUGCACCUAUUCCUGCCCGUAGUUCUUCACAGCAGAAGAGCUCUGCCUUGCAUCAUUGCAGAUCAGAGGCCUUAGACUGCAGCCAGAUUGAUAUCCAGCCUCCUCCUCCUCCUCCUCCUCCUCCUCCUCCAUCAGUGCCUCUGUCUACCCAGGCUAUACACAUGGCACCAGCAGCAUUCCUCAGCUCCAACCCUUCUCAGCUGUCCUCCAGAACUUCGUCAGCCACUGCUAUAUCCCACCAUGGCCCAAGCAAGGAGGUUCUACCUCGCUGCAGGUCGAGCAGUUACUGUACUCAAGAGAAAGUUUCUUCUUUACCAAGCGCAAUGCAGAUUUACAGCCAAAAACUCUCCCAGUCAACCUCGGCUAGGCAUGUUUCUUUACAGAGCAGCCCUGGAAAGUCUCAAGCUGUCUCCGCUGGGGUGUAUAAGGAUGGAGAUAACCUUUCCUCCCAGUGUGACACCAACCAAGAAGCCAUUGCAACAGCGCUUCAGAGACUGGCAGAGAAACAGGCUGCCAGGCAGUACUCUGCAUCCAGUCACAUCAGUCUCCUGACACAGCAUUUGAGCAAUCUUAACCUGGCAAAUGGAGCUGUAAACCGAGGAUUUAGUCCUGCAUAUCGGCCAAUUGGUGUAGCAACUGGGCCUCUAAGAGCCGUACAUUCAGAUGCUAGACUGGCCAACGGUCUAAGUUACACUUACCAGGGAUUUCCAAUUAGGGCCCUAAAAGUAGAUGCAUGGGAAGGAGAAGCGGAAAACGCAUAUAACAUGGUCACUGGAGUGACUCCGCAGCACAGGUACCAACCCACUUCUGGGAGCUACCAGCUUCAGUUCGCCAUACAGCAGCUUCAGCGACAGAAACUGCAGUCGAGGCAACUGCUGGACCAAAGCAAGGCAAGGCACAGGGCCAUCCUUGCAGAGCAGCCUCCAUCGGCUGUCCCAUGGUCAGGACCAGUCAGCUCUUCCAGCCAGCGACCUGUGACCAACAGGACUAGUCUCCAGCUUUCAGCUAAUCCUCUGAGACCAAAGGCAUUCCAGAACACCAGCCUCCUCGCACCAAAACCACCCCCAACCAACAGACAAGCUGUAAUGAGAAAAGUAGCAACCCAGCGUAUAAACAAAGUGAUUUCUUCAGAGGGCCUAACAAACAGCAAUGCAAGCAAUGCACACAACGUGCUCUAUGAGCAGGUCUCAGGAAACUCGGGUCUGUCUGUUUAUAACCGUAUGAUUCACAAUCCAUCCCUGAAGAACAGGUGAAGGAUCUGUCCAUGUGCUUGCCCUGCCCCAACACAUCAUAUUUGUAGAAAGACUGAGGGACACGAAUCCUGUGACAUCCAACAAGGACUAUACGUAUCUCUCUAAUCAGUGAGAAACCAUUCAGCUCUGGUAAUGAGAUAGAUCAGAACGAUAUCACAUGUGGUGCUGGAACCAUUGACUGGGCAUGUUAUACAGUAAUCAACAAAGGGAGGAAACUGAUUUACUUUUACUAAUGAUGGAUUAUGAACCAGGCCAAGCUGAAAUCAUAAACUGCAUCAAGGGAGUAAAAUAAUCAGCACAAUAGUAUAAUUCAAAAAGAUAAAUAACUUCCAGUUCAGGAUUUUUGUAAUUAAACAAUUUCAAUUUCUUUGUGAUUAAACAGUGAAGUGAACCUUUAUUUUCCCCACAGUUGAAAUUUACUGUGCCCAUCCAAAACUAUCCAGGCACUCCUGCUGUUAAUGGUUCCUUGGCAGCCGCCAUUCCAGAAAUGCAUUUUAGGGUAAAAGAAAUAACAAACAUCCAGCCCAUUCAUUCUGCAUUGAAAGUAAAUUUAUAUCAUUUAGGGUACCAUUUUUCAGUGUCCUGAGUUAGUCUCAUAUCAUUAUCAUAUACUGAAGUUGAACAAACCUUUAAUUUUGAAAAACCUUACAAUUUGAGUAUUUUGUUUUAGCUAUUAUCAAGAUGUUUUUUGAAGAUGUAUUGUUUUGUUUGUUAAUCUAAAAUAAAAUGCAAGUUUGUAUUUUUUUUGUAAAGAAUGAACAGAGAUUUGUAAAUGGACCUCUUUUGUAAUAUUCAUGUUAACCAUGUAAUGUUAUAUAAUGAAUGUAAAUGUGUGUGUGUUU